AUGCACAGCCAGGCAGCGCUGACCCACUGCGGGCAGCGCCCCGGGCAGCUGGGGAAGCUCGGCACGGCCCUGAAACGGGAGCUGCCGGGCACCACGUGCAGGCUGCCCCUGGUGCUGGCCGCCCUGCCCGCCAUGGCUGCCGGCGAGGAGGUCUCGCCCGGCCUGCAGGACGCGUGGGGCGACUUCUGGCUCUUCCGCUUCUUCCUUAACGCUGCUGGCUACGCGAGCAUCGUGGUGCCCGGCUUCCUCCUCAUCCAGUACUUCAAGAGGAGGAAUUACCUGGAGACAGGCCGGGGAAUUUGCUUCCCUGUCAUUAAAUCGUGCGUGUUCGGCUCGGAGGUGAAGUCUGUGCACCAAGAGGAUGGCUCUCUCCCGGCCCGAGCAGAGCCCACCGAGUCCUCUACAGCCCGACAGGUCUUCAAGCUGCUCUUCUGUGCUGCUGGUCUGCAGGCCUCCUACCUGACGUGGGGUGUCCUCCAGGAACGUGUGAUGACGAGGACGUAUGGAGCUACUGACACAGACCCUGGCGAGAAGUUCAAGGACUCCCAGUUCCUGGUGUUCAUGAACCGCAUCCUGGCCUUCACGGUGGCUGGUCUGUACUGCGCCCUGACCAAGCAGCCACGCCACGGUGCUCCUAUGUACAAAUAUUCCUUUGCCUCCCUCUCCAACAUCCUGAGCAGCUGGUGCCAGUAUGAGGCACUCAAAUACAUCAGCUUCCCCACACAGGUGCUGGCCAAGGCCUCCAAAGUGAUCCCUGUGAUGAUGAUGGGCAAGCUGGUGUCGCGCAAGAGUUACGAGUAUUGGGAGUACCUGACCGCUGCCCUUAUCUCCGUGGGGGUCAGCAUGUUCCUGCUCUCCAGCGCUCCCAACCGGCACGCGUCCACCGUCACCACCUUCUCRGGCGUAGUGCUCCUGGCGGGCUACAUCGUCUUCGACAGCUUCACCUCCAACUGGCAGGACGCCCUGUUCGCCUACAAGAUGUCCCCCGUGCAGAUGAUGUUCGGCGUCAACGUCUUCUCCUGCCUCUUCACGGUGGGCUCGCUGCUGGAGCAGGGUGCCUUGCUGGAGUCGGGGCGCUUCAUGGCGCGCCACUCGGAGUUCGCCGCCCACGCCGUGCUGCUCUCCGUGUGCUCUGCCUGCGGCCAGCUCUUCAUCUUCUACACCAUCAGCCAGUUCGGCGCCGCCGUCUUCACCAUCAUCAUGACGCUCCGCCAGGCCUUUGCCAUCCUGCUCUCCUGCCUCAUCUACGGGCACGCCGUCACCGUCGUGGGCGGCCUGGGGGUCGCCGUGGUCUUCGUGGCCCUCUUCCUCCGCGUCUACGCUCGCAGCCGCAUGAAGAAGCGAAGUAAGAAGCUGCCCCCGGGCGAGGGCCCUGUGCAGAAGGUCUAAGGAGCCGGGGCCGUGGCACUUGAGCUGUGCCCCUUGUCCUGCCUCUGUGUGGGGACACCUGCUGGAUUUGUCCCCUCUUCGUGAACCCACUGAGAAGCAGGGUGGGGGAUGGAYAGGCUGGACCGGUGACUCACCUUCCCACCUGCUUUUCUUGGGGAAGGGGCCAGAACAAAUCCAGGGAAGCCAGGCAUGCUCCGAGCUGCUACAACUCCAAGCCUUUCCGUUUGCCUUAAUGGGUUGAGACUUGUAGCCAAGGCAUGGGCCUGGGAGCUCAGCUGCUGGGAGAAAACCAGCAUGAGGCUGCUGGGACUCCUGCCCGUGCCCAGCCUCUGAAUCACGGCGUAUCUCUAAGGUCACCGGUGAACAAGGGAUGCUUUAUUUCCUGGCACCAUCUUGCCUCUGGCCAGUGCUCCUCUGUUUCUGUCACUAGUGCAGAGCUCAGGAGGAGGAAAGGGCAAGAGAACCAUGUUACCUUUGAAAUGCCUCGGUGCGAGGUGAGGGCCGAGCCUGCCCCAGAGGGGAACAGGGCAGGAGCUCGAGGUCCCCCCAGCCUUGGCUCCCCAGCCAGGAGGUGCUCCAGCCAGCUAGGGUAGCCACGGCGAGGGAAGGACUCCCCGCCUCUCCCGCCUUCGCUGGGAGAUCUGCUCUGGAGAGCACUCUGGAAUCGGAGCCGGUACCUCCCGGGUUAGUUUUCUCACUGCUGCCCCAACUCCCUUUCCUUUGCUUCUCCCAGCCCGGGCUGAUGUUUCUGCGGCGCGAGGCUGGCCAGG
Messenger RNA from Nothoprocta perdicaria, 2159 nucleotides. RefSeq names its product solute carrier family 35 member B2 (gene SLC35B2). Gene Ontology annotation, molecular function: 3'-phosphoadenosine 5'-phosphosulfate transmembrane transporter activity. The transcript is spliced from 4 exons. Gene Ontology annotation, cellular component: endoplasmic reticulum membrane; Golgi membrane. Gene Ontology annotation, biological process: transmembrane transport. NCBI's taxonomy places the organism in Eukaryota, Metazoa, Chordata, Aves, Tinamiformes, Tinamidae. The record is from RefSeq and is a predicted model, not a curated record. Bases 1 to 1389 code for a protein of 462 amino acids.